AUGCCUGAACAAAGCAAUGAUUACAGGGUGGUUGUGUUUGGAGCAGCAGGGGUUGGCAAAAGCUCCCUAGUCGUUCGUUUUGUAAGGGGAACUUUCAGGGAAGCCUACAUCCCCACAAUUGAAGAUACCUACCGGCAGGUAAUCAGUUGUGAUAAGAGCGUCUGCACCCUUCAGAUUACCGACACCACAGGAAGCCAUCAGUUCCCUGCUAUGCAGAGACUGUCUAUAUCCAAAGGACAUGCUUUCAUCUUGGUGUACUCUGUCACCAGCAGGCAGUCCAUGGAAGAACUUCAGCCGAUCUAUGAACAGAUAUGUCAGAUUAAAGGGGAUAUCCAAAAAAUCCCCAUAAUGUUAGUUGGUAACAAAAGUGAUGAGAGCCAGAGGGAGCUAGAUGCCAUUGAGGGGGAGGCAUUAGCUAACAGGUGGAAGUGUUCCUUCAUGGAGACAUCAGCCAAAAUGAACUACAAUGUACAGGAGCUCUUCCAGGAGCUCUUGAAUCUUGAGAAGAGAAGAACUGUCAGUCUUCAAGUGGAUGGAAAGAAAUCCAAGCAGCAGCAGAAGAAAGAUAAACUGAAAGGCAAGUGCUCUGUUAUGUGA
Molecule: messenger RNA, 597 nt
Organism: Rhea pennata
Lineage: Eukaryota; Metazoa; Chordata; Aves; Rheiformes; Rheidae
Gene: DIRAS3
Product: DIRAS family GTPase 3
Exons: 1
Coding region: 1-597 (198 amino acids)
Biological process (GO): signal transduction
Cellular component (GO): plasma membrane
Molecular function (GO): GTPase activity; GTP binding; GDP binding
Source: RefSeq, a predicted model, not a curated record